This is a messenger RNA of Linum trigynum, 1581 nucleotides long. Lineage: Eukaryota; Viridiplantae; Streptophyta; Magnoliopsida; Malpighiales; Linaceae. The record is from the annotation of a GenBank genome assembly.
AUGCAGGCGAGAAUGAAGAAGCACCGGGAAUUGAGUCCGGAGCGAGCCAAAGUGUGGACGGAAAGGUCGCCUAAGUACCACCAGCAUCGCAAGGUCCCCGUGGUUUAUUAUCUCUGCCGGAACCGCCAGCUCGAGCAUCCUCAUUUCAUUGAAGUCCCUCUCUCAUCGCCCGACGGUCUCUACCUCAGAGAUGUGAUUGAGAAGCUUAACGUGCUGAGAGGGAGAGGAAUGGCUUCCAUGUACUCGUGGUCCAGCAAGAGAAGCUACAAAAGUGGAUUUGUUUGGCAUGACCUUUCUGAGGACGACCUGAUUGUUCCUGCACAUGGAAAUGAGUACGUUCUCAAAGGUUCUGAACUAUUUGAAGAUUCCAAUCCAGAUCGUUCUGCCAUUGUUGGAGCGAUGAAGAUUCAGAAUAAUCAGAAACAAUUGCCAGAACCAUCUUCUUCCAGAAGUCACGAUUAUUCAUCAUCUUCAUCGAGCAUGUAUGGGAAGGAAACAAAGCUCUCUCAGGAGGAUGAGCUUUCCCCUCCAGGGCAACGUCGUGCUGGUUCGUCUAGCAUAUCUCCAGAGUCCAGAGAUGGAAAUAAUUCUACUUGGAGUGGUUCCCUUGGGUUGACAGAAUACAAGGUCUACAGAAGCGAAGGGGUUGCACAUGCUUCGACUCAGACAGAGGAGAAUAAUGUUAGCCGGCCUAAAUCCAGAGAGACUUGCACUCGAGGCGUUUCCACUGGCGAUUGUUCAUUAGAACGUGAAUGCAAUGUUGAUUCUCAGAGGUGGGUUCCUCGUUUGAAGAAGGAUUACUCUGAGACUGGCGAGAAUUCGGUUUCUUCUCCACCACCAUCUACUACUUCCAGCGGCGCAUCUUCAUCCAGUGGAACGUUGGAGUCCUUGAUUAGAGCUGAUGGUGAUAAGAUCAACAGCUUUAGGAUACUGGAAGGGGAGGAUGUUCGGAUGUCAACCAAUCCGAGAUUAAAGGCCACAAAUGUAUUAAUGCAGUUGAUCUCCUGUGGAUCUAUCUCAGUGAAAGAUCACAGCUUUGGACUCAUCCCAACUUACAAGCCGAAAUUUUCCCAUUCGAAAUAUGCCUCUCCAUUGUUUUCUAGGUCAAUCAUGUUUGGGGAGCUCGAUUGCCUCUCGGAGAACCCUAGGCUAAUGAGCUUAAGACUGGAAGAUAAAGAGUACUUCAGCGGGAGCUUGAUUGAGACAAAAUUGCCCAAGGAGGAAGGCACUCUUCCGCCCCUGAAACGCUCUUCCUCAUACAAUGCAGACAGGACCUCUAAGCAACUGGAUCCGAGCGAGGAUGGAGAAGAAUUAACCUCCGGAGUAGGUUCUAAGUGCAUUCCUUUAGCAAUGAAUGCCUCCUCGAGCAAGCACCCUCGAUCUAGCUCAAUGCGUUCCCCUACUUCCGACAAGCCUCGAAACUCAGCUGACGGCUCAGUAGCCCUCGACACCCCUCACGGUCGCAGUAAAAGAAUCGUCAUGGAGCACGACUCCAGCAGAAAACAGCCCCACAAGCUGGAAUCUUUUAGGGAAGAAGAGAACAACAACAACGACGACGUGAUCCAGAUCGAAGAAAGUUGA